This is a messenger RNA of Penicillium alfredii, 1755 nucleotides long. RefSeq names its product phosphoribosylaminoimidazolecarboxamide formyltransferase/IMP cyclohydrolase. Gene Ontology annotation, molecular function: IMP cyclohydrolase activity; phosphoribosylaminoimidazolecarboxamide formyltransferase activity. The record is from RefSeq and is a predicted model, not a curated record. The transcript has 5 exons. Gene Ontology annotation, biological process: 'de novo' IMP biosynthetic process. Gene Ontology annotation, cellular component: cytosol. Lineage: Eukaryota; Fungi; Ascomycota; Eurotiomycetes; Eurotiales; Aspergillaceae. Bases 1 to 1755 code for a protein of 584 amino acids.
AUGUCUCAACAAAAGUCCGCUAUCAUCUCCGUCUAUGACAAGACUGGGCUGCUGGACCUGGCCAAAGGUCUGGUGAAGCAGAAUGUUCGUCUGCUCGCGUCCGGUGGCACGGCCAAGAUGAUCCGUGAGGCUGGAUUCCCCGUCGACGAUGUCUCGGCCAUCACACACGCCCCCGAGAUGCUGGGCGGCCGUGUCAAGACCCUUCACCCGGCGGUGCACGGCGGUAUUCUGGCGCGCAACAUCGAGGCCGACGAGAAGGAUCUCGCAGAGCAGAAGAUCGCCAAGGUCGACUACGUGGUGUGCAACCUGUACCCGUUUAAGGAGACAGUGGCCAAGGUCAACGUCACCAUCGACGAGGCCGUGGAGGAGAUCGACAUCGGCGGCGUGACGCUGCUGCGCGCCGCGGCCAAGAACCACAAGCGCGUCACGAUCCUGUCGGACCCGCUUGACUACCCGGAGUUCCUCAAGGAGCUCGAGGCCGGCGAGAUCACCGAGCCCAGCCGGAAGCAGUAUGCGCUCAAGGCCUUUGAGCAGACCGCCGACUACGACUCGGCCAUCUCGGGCUUCUUCCGCAAGGAGUACGCCGGUAACGGCGUGCAGCAGCUCUCGCUGCGCUACGGCACCAACCCGCACCAGAAGCCCGCUUCUGCCUACGUCGAACAGGGCAAGCUGCCGUUCAAGGUGCGCAAUGGCUCCCCCGGCUAUGUCAACCUGCUUGACGCCCUCAACGCAUGGCCCCUAGUCAAGGAACUCAAGCAGGCGCUGGGCUUCCCCGCGGCGGCCAGCUUCAAGCAUGUAUCGCCGGCUGGUGCGGCCAUCGGCGUGCCACUGACCGAGAAGGAGCGCAAGGUGUACAUGGUGAACGACAUUGCGGGUAUUGAGUCGUCGGGCCUGGCACAGGCGUACGCUCGUGCCCGUGGCGCCGACCGCAUGUCCAGCUUCGGCGACAUCCUGGCGCUCAGUGACGUCGUCGACGUGCCGACGGCCAAGAUCAUCUCGCGCGAGGUAUCAGACGGAGUGAUUGCGGCAGGCUACGAGCCCGAAGCGCUGGAGAUCCUGUCCAAGAAGAAGGGCGGCAAGUACCUGGUCCUGGAGAUGGACGAGGACUACACGCCACCGGCCGAGGAGACGCGCACGCUGUACGGUGUGCAGCUCACGCAGCACCGCAACGACAUCGUCAUCUCGCCCAGCAAGACCUUCAGCACGAUCGCGGCCCUGCGCGACCUGACCGUCGCAACCAUCGCGCUCAAGUUCACCCAGUCCAACUCGGUCUGCUACGCGCUUAAUGGCCAGGUUAUCGGCCUCGGCGCUGGCCAGCAGAGCCGUAUCCACUGCACCCGUCUGGCCGGUGACAAGGCCGACAACUGGUGGAUGCGCUUCCACGACCGUGUCCUCAACAUCAAGUGGAAGCAGGGCACCAAGCGUGCCGACAAGAGCAACGCUAUCGACCUGCUCUGCUCGGGCCAGAACCCGCGCAACGAUGCUGAGAAGGCCGAGUACGAGCGCGUCUUCGAGGAGGUGCCUGCUCCGUUCACGCAGGAGGAGCGCGAGUCCUGGCUGCAGAAGCUGGGCGAGGUUGCCGUUUCGUCGGAUGCUUUCUUCCCCUUCAUCGACAACGUCUUCCGCGCCGCUCGCUCCGGCGUCAAGUACAUCGCCGCCCCCAGCGGCAGCCAGAACGAUGGCCCCGUCUUUGAGACCGCCGAGAAGCUGGGCAUUGUGUUUGUCGAGCAGGGCAUCCGUCUGUUCCACCACUAG